ACAUACUAGUCAGAUACAAGAUUAAAAUUUUGGGAAUGUCCUUUUCAGUUUUGGUCAUGGAUAAAAACAGAAAAAUAAUCAUCAACAAUAACAAAGACGAACUAAAGAUUGUUUCAAAUUGGGGUCAGGUCAAACGGAACGUCAAACUCUCAGACGUGGUGGACCCACUGAUAGAGAAAGGACUCAUCACGCCCGACCAAUGGAUGGACAUCAAAAAUCGACCAAUCAGCGAGCCAGAAAAGAUGGAGGAAUUCAUGUAUAUACUUCUGAAACAGAAGUCAGGAGCUCUGGGGAUUUUUCUGAAAGCAUUAAGAAACUCCGGUUUUCAUCAUGUUGCCGACGAAUUAGAAGGGAUUCCUCAUAAAGAUGGUUGUGAUCAUUCGAGGACACACCCCAGGGUUCCUGAUGUUUGCACAACAGAGACGAAUAAAGAAGGGAAAAGUGGGGGCCAAGGUUCUGCCUCAUCUUCGAAAAGUACCGACACAGUGCGCCAGGAGGAUCUCCACAAAAUGAAAGAGGAAAUAAAAGACGAAUUGCGCAACAUUCGUGAAAAUUUGGCAUCUGAAAGAAAACAAGACAGAGACCAAUUGUUGUUGCUUCAGCGAGAACAUAAACAUUUACAAAAUGAUUUCGAAAGACUUCGACAACAGAAAAGUGAACUGUCAUCGCGUUUGGAUGAUCUGAUGAGUUCUGUUGACAGUUUAAAGAGCAAACUGGAAGAAAAAGAACGUGAAUAUCAGGAGCUGAAAAGAAUAAAUAACGGACUGAGAGAAGAUUUGAUGAGACAAAAUAAGAGUAACUCCAGAUCCAUACAGAAAAAGGACAAAGAGAAAGAGGAAAUGGAGAAAAGGUUAGAGAAGAAGGAGGAUGAAUAUAAAUUAUUACAAGCCAUGAUGGAGACCUUAAAAAGUGACCACGAGGAGAGGCUACACAGACUUAAAGUCGUAAACAAAGAAAAGGUAAGGUUAGACGGGGAGUACAAAAACGUUCUGUUGGAGAAAAAAGAACUGGAAUCUAAGUACCAAGCCCUAAACCAGCAGGUAAAGGAAGUACAAGUGAAGCAUACAAAGGAAGUGACGCAACUCCAAGGUGACGUCAAGGAUCGUAUGUUGAGGAUCGAGGAGCUAGAGAGAGACAAAAACGAACUAUCACAACAACUAAGCGAGUCCGAAAAAGAAAACGAAGAACUAAAAAAGGAGAACAAGAAACUAGAACAGGAUUUACGCCGCACUGAAGGGGAUAAGGAAAUUCUGCAAACGAGGCUUCGUCAGUCCGACCUUCAAAAGUAUACAGUCCCUCCGUUCUCUUCGGUGGCUAGGCAUCCAAAUUAUCCUCCCCAGACAAGAGCCCCGCCAAAGCCUCAAUGGAGGUUGGGAGCACGUGGCAAACAUCACUAAAAUUCACGUAAAGAUACU
Saccostrea echinata is the source of this 1415-nucleotide messenger RNA. Its product is annotated as trichohyalin-like. Lineage: Eukaryota; Metazoa; Mollusca; Bivalvia; Ostreida; Ostreidae. The coding region runs from base 36 to 1397 and encodes 453 amino acids. The record is from RefSeq and is a predicted model, not a curated record. The transcript has 5 exons. Gene Ontology annotation, biological process: regulation of apoptotic process.